AUGCUGGAUUCUGGUGCUCAGCAAAUCAAUCCAGUGGAAGUGAAGAAACCACCAGUUAAACGCUGGCUUAAACCCCCUCUGGGUUGGGUCAAGUUGACGAUCGAUGGUUCUUUUAAGAGUGAUGAUGGUUCUGCAGGUAUUGGUAUGGUGCUACGUGACUAUGCUGGUACAACAAUUUUUUCAGCUUGUCGAUCCCUUGCGUCAUGUGAGCAGGCUCUAGAAGCGGAAGUCUCAGCCUGUUUGGAAGGCCCGGAGUUGGGGCUGCUUUAUAGUGAUUUGCCUAUCGUUGUUGAGUCAGAUUGUUCUCAGUUAAUCUCGUAUAUUUUGGCCAAUGAAAAAGACCGUUCGGCCUAUCUACAUAGUAUCUCAGAGAUUAAAGUUUUAGCUAGUGGUAGUAAAAUUUGCAACUUUGUAAAAGUAGACCGUAGUCAGGUGAGGAUUAGUCACUGCCUUGCUAAUUUGGCAAGAGCAGAGAAUAGAACACAAUUCUGGCUUGGUUCAGGACCUGAGUGUAUAGUGCAGGUGCUUGAGUCUGAGUCCCUUGUAAUCCCGUCUGAUUAA
Lolium perenne is the source of this 561-nucleotide messenger RNA. RefSeq lists its product as uncharacterized. Gene Ontology annotation, molecular function: RNA-DNA hybrid ribonuclease activity; nucleic acid binding. The record is from RefSeq and is a predicted model, not a curated record. NCBI's taxonomy places the organism in Eukaryota, Viridiplantae, Streptophyta, Magnoliopsida, Poales, Poaceae.